Annulohypoxylon truncatum is the source of this 1935-nucleotide messenger RNA. RefSeq lists its product as uncharacterized. The annotation marks the transcript as partial. The record is from RefSeq and is a predicted model, not a curated record. Lineage: Eukaryota; Fungi; Ascomycota; Sordariomycetes; Xylariales; Hypoxylaceae. The transcript has a single exon.
GAUAACACAGAAGAUGUCGGAAAGAAGAGACGGCCAGUGAAAGAAGACUUCGUUCAGCUGCCACAGCCGCUGAAGAAACAGAAAGCGACUGCUCAGCAACAUAUGUUCCCUCCAAUCAUAGUAGGUUUACUGGAGCCGCCAUCCGACGCUUCUCUAUUCCCACCAAUCUCCUCCGGAUCCUUCGACAACCGCCCGCAUUCCGAGCCUCCGCAGGCUCUCAGCAUAACUAAGCCUCCCGAUAUAUCGGAGACGGUAGAGGAAAAGACAAACCCGAGUCCUCCGCCCGAGCCCGAGCGAACACCAACGGGAAAAGUCAAGCGGCGGGCUGCCAAGCCACGUCGCAAGUGGUCCGAAGAAGAGACCAAUCACUUACUGUUGGGUGUGAGCAAACAUGGUGUCGGAAGAUGGACGGAUAUAUUGGAAGAUCCGGAGUAUAGGUUUAACGAUAGGACGGCGGGAGACUUGAAAGAUAGGUUUCGUACUUGUUGUCCCGAGGAACUACGUGCCAGCCCGGCAGCUAGAAGUGAUACGCCCAAAGAGAAACAAUCGGUUGUGAAUGCUAGAGGAAGACCAAGGAAAGGUCUUAUGUCCGAGAAUAUUCUCAACGAAACAGAAGAGGAGGCCGAGAUCGAACAGGCCCAAUCAGGUCCGAAUGAUUCUGAUCCUACGCCAGCCAGGCAGCGCAAGAGCCGGGCCCAUCGGAAGAAGAUGGAAGACCUGGUCGAACUAGGUAUUAGAGGCCCAUUCAAAAAAUCGCACCGUAGGGAACGACGCCCAUUUUCCGAGCAGGAUGAUAGGGAAAUACUGGAAGGAUUUGAACUUUAUGGCCCUCAGUGGACGAAGAUCCAGAGGGAUUCGAGAUUCAACCUAUCUACUAGACAACCGACGGAUCUACGUGAUAGACUACGUAAUAAGUAUCCCGAGAAAUUUGCAGGUACGGAAAAGACGGCUUUAGGAGUGAGGGAGCCAGGGCGGGGCAAUAGUCUGAUGGAGCCCUCAGUCAAUAUGGCUAUCGAGAAUUCUUUACAUGUUUCCAAGUCGGCCUUGCUCGAGCCACAACUUAAUCGAGCCAACUCAAAAGAAGACAUACCGAGGUGGCCAAUGCCUUCUAAUCUUGUCGAGACUGGGGAAGCACCCCAGCAACAUCAUCCAGGCAUCUACUGGAACGAAGCAUCCGGCACAGGCUUUACUUCGGGGACUAUGGGGGAGAUGGACAUAUCACGUCUUCUUCUUGAUGAUACGCAAGCCACAAACGAGCCGCCUUCGGAGAGGCGUGGUCUAGGAUGACAUGUACCAACUACAUUGGAGGAAGUCUACUAUUCAACACGCCCGAGAAGGUCUGGGGAGCUCAUAGCAACUGCAGAUAUGACAGGGAUAAUAUCGUAGCGAUUAACGUUAAUCGUCGAGACGGAUAGACUACGAGGUACCCGAAGGUGUGAGGAAGAAUUGAAGUCAGUACUUACCAUAACUCGACCCAAGUUUAUGUCGAGGGCGUACUUUGAGAUGGGUUACAACCCAAUUUCAUGCUACUUUCAGCAUGAUGCUCCUGUCGUUACAGAAUGGCCAUGUGCAAUAUUAGUUGUAUUAGCAGUUGGGGAAGCGAAUCUAACGAACAGGUAUGAUACACGCGUGGAAUGAAGGAAAGAAAAUGCGGCUUGCGAAAGCAGCUGAAGAUUCGAUUUUUAUCUCUAGGUAGCAGCAAGCUUGUCCUGGGAGUUGCUUCUCGUUGAUUGUUCGCACAAGAUGAGCGCGAUUCUGAGAAUCUACCGUACUCUACAAGCUCUUGGAUAUAAGCCAUAAAUUAUAAUAUGUAACUGCCCCAUACCAAUUACUAAAAUGUAAAGAUCCAAACAUUCAUACUUGGCGUAACAUCUAUUUUUUUUGACUUACGUGGCAUAUAAGAGAUGGGCGCAACUCACAGAUUACAUACACCUG